Monopterus albus (swamp eel) is the source of this 13922-nucleotide messenger RNA. RefSeq names its product dynein heavy chain domain 1 (gene dnhd1). The record is from RefSeq and is a predicted model, not a curated record. Bases 117 to 13631 code for a protein of 4504 amino acids. Gene Ontology annotation, molecular function: ATP binding; dynein light intermediate chain binding; minus-end-directed microtubule motor activity. Gene Ontology annotation, cellular component: inner dynein arm; sperm flagellum. Gene Ontology annotation, biological process: flagellated sperm motility. NCBI's taxonomy places the organism in Eukaryota, Metazoa, Chordata, Actinopteri, Synbranchiformes, Synbranchidae. The transcript is spliced from 45 exons.
GGAACACAACGCAAAUACAAGACUGUGCUAAUUCAAAAAUCUCAGAGUAAAACCCUGGCAAGAUAAAGUUUGUGGUAUGUAAACCUUCUGGUGGUAUUCACAGAGUGAUCAGCACCAUGUUCACUGCCACUCCAGUGGAAGGAGCUCAUGAUGGAACUUGUCAGAUUUGUGACAAAGACAAUACAAGGCCAGAAUCCAAGGCUAAGAAAAAGACCCACCCUCCUGAAGUGACUUUGCCGCCUCUGUGCCCCAAGUCACCAGCCUUUUCAGCAAGGCAUCUGUUCAGUCAUUCACCUAUCCUCCAAAGUGUACCCUCUGACAGACCUUUAUCAGUGGUGGAACUUCCUCGUCUUAUGUCCCAAGUAGGACCCAAGAUAGACAUAGAUGAGACAAAAUGGACGGAAGGACCUCGAUUAAUGGCCUCAGCAUUAGGAACCGACAUCCCUAUCAGAACUGUUGAGGAGAUGACAGCACAAAGUCUUACAAAGAAAGAUGAAUCCAUAAAAGUCACAACAUACAAGGGUAAAAAGAUAAGGACUGCAAAAGAUGGGAAAGUGAGCUGUCCAACUAAGUUUCCACUCACUGUAACAGAGGUCAUUCAAAUAUUUGCCCAGAAAAGAGACCCGACAGAGCAGCAGUUUUAUUACCUGAAAGAAGUGGAUCGGGACUCUUACAGGCCUUAUGAGCUACAAGUAGUCCAUUCCAGUAAGGCUGGUCCUGAACACUACGUCUUCUCCCCUAAUUAUGUACUACAUGUCACAGAGAGGGGCUAUGGUGGACUUGUUAGUCUGGCUGAGUGGUACAGAGAGUCUGUGCUGUGGGCAGCUUUGCAGGAAAUCUCAUUUUUCAGGGACUUCAGACUGCGAAAAGCUUUCGAUUGGUGGAAAAGAAAUGUGCGCAAGAUCGUUUUUCAGCGCAGAUGUGGGGUUCUGCAAGAUAUGCUGCUAACAGUUGUACCUCAGUUCAGAUGUGCUCUUCAUCGGCUCACCAGACUAAUUGAAGAUGUGAAGGAGACGCACCAACUGCCCCAGGAGGAGUCUAAAAUCUACACGUUGCUGGAAUUCAAGAAUGCACUGAUAACCAAGAAUCAAGAGUGUCUGCAGAUCCUUCGGAAAUUAUCACAGCUUCGCACGGUCAUCCUAAAUGUGGUGAAAGAAAUCAGUUACAAGGCACACCAGGAGCUGCAGUUGCACUUGGAAUAUGCAAAAAAGCCGAAUAAUUGCUAUGAAUCCAUUCACCUCCAUGUGCUUCACCAGCAGGAGCUGAAGAGAGAGUUGGCGAGGUCUGAAAGCACCUUGCAGAAAUUAGGCAACUUUGCUUAUCUCGUCGAUCAAAUGAUUGUGCAGAGUCUCAUCACGUUCAUCAAACAAGAUGUCAUUUCUUUUCUCAACAAUGUUUUGAAGAGGAAGAAAUCUCAACAGUGCUGUCUCUUCGAUACUGAGCUGUGUUUCGGCGCCAACUCUCAGCUGUCUGUGGACCCACCUAUACAUUUGUUCCAAGAGACAGUGAGUGAAGCACUCCAGACUGUUGGUGACUCCUUAAUCCAGAUGUGUGACACUUGUGGAUUCUUCCUAGAGAUCAACAACAAUGUGUUGAGCUCUGAGUUUGCUCAGGAUUUAACUUCUGACCUCAGUUGUAUCAAACAUCCAUUGAUUACAGGGAAGCGUAAGAACAGUGAUAAAAUGACUGGCAGCAGAAAGUUUUGCUGCUGGCAAUUGCUCAGAGACUUGUCAGCUAACUGCCUGGUGCUGCCGAAGCAAACCGCACUGAUGGCGCAGGGCAACAUGGUGCAUGACUGCUACUGUCCUCUCUCCAAGACACAGCUGGAGUGGCAGAUCAGCAUCAAUGACAUUACAAAACAAGCUGACAAUGAGCAGGCUGCUAGCAUGCAGGAAGCUGAGCUAGAAAACCAGCAGCUAUGUGAGAACUACUCAUGGUUGGUAGACAUCAGUUUGUUCAUUAGUGAAUGGAGUAUAACCUCUUUGGAGUCCACGAGGGGUCAGCCUGCUUUAUUAUAUGAGGAACACAUUAAGAAGGUGCACCACUGGGUUGAAAGAGUCAACACAGUUCCUUCAUCAGUCUCUACAUCCAACCGACUGUUCAUCAUCCACUGCACACACAUUAAGGAAGCUCUUGUGCGACAGCUGAGGGUCAUUGAGGAGGAAGUGCUAGAGCAGCUAGUUGAUCAGAUAAAGCAGCACUCAGAGAGCCUCAUAACAGAUUUGGAGAAGGCUACUACUGAGCUCAAGACAGAGCCGCAGGAUUUAUGUGACCUCUCAAAAUACGCUCUUACGGUGAGGGAAUCUAUGAAAAUGUUGGCUGAUAUGCAGAAACAGUUGGAGUACAUUCACUCCCUCCAGAACACAAUUUGUAUAAACUAUAGGAAAAUGACUGAGCAGGAGUUGGCUUUGGAAGAAAAGAUGCUGGGCUUGUGGGAUUGUUUUAUUCCCCUCUUGAAGAAAGCAGACAGCAUCGUUUGCCACCGUCUUCCUUCAGCAGCUAAUGCAUUGGACACAAUGUUCUCGUUUUUGAUGUGUGACCUUAAAAAUAUGGUCUCUAAAGCUCUAUCAGGACCCUUCCUUGACCCAACGCAGAAUGCUAAAGAGAUGGUCUCCAAACUGAACACUAUAUAUGCACAUGUGCACAGCCUAUGUGAAAAACUGGAACAGCUUAGUAGGAACAGUCAAAACCUACAGGAACGUACCAUGGAUUUGACCAUUAUGGAAACAAAUUUUCAGAAAGUCAAAACUCAGAGAAAGUUGUGGGAACUGGUUGCUGAGUACACAGCGUGGAUGGAAGAAUGGAAACAGCUGUUUUUCAGUGAGGCUGUGGUGUCACAAGCUCAGGGGAAAAUUGCUGAGUGGAAAGAGAAAGUUCUGUCUCUAACAAGCAUCAUACCAACCAGUGAUGCAGUGCUGCAAGACACUGGGGGAAUGCUGGAAAGCUUAAGCUGUCAGCUUGCAGUCAUGGCCAAGCUACACAGUCCCACGCUCAGACAUAAACACCGGAGAGCUAUUUUUGAAGGCAUGGGCCUACUGCAUGCGGCAGAGAAGAAAGUGACUGUCGCUGAACUGAUGUCUCAACAACUUGAAGAUCACCAGAAAUUAAUUACAAAGAUAUGCAUGAAUGCACAAGCAGAGCAUAACAUGGAGCAAACCUUCCACAAGCUUCAACAGGGAUGGAAAGACAGACUGCUCCAGCUGGAUAAAUUCACUCUCCCUGUUUGGCAGCACUGUAAGUCACAACAUGGAUUAACAGACACUGAGAAGCAACCUACCUGUCAACCCACAUGUAAUGAUGCAAGAUUCAUCAUCAUCGGUUUGGAAAUACAUUUAGCUGAGAUAGAGAAUGAUUUGAUGACUCUGUCCACCAUGUUGAAGUCUCCACACAGUGUUGAGGUCAGGCUGCAGAUGGAAGAAUGGGUGCAAUCAUUGCAAGAGCUUGAGCAGCUGCUUGAUUUAUUUGAAAGAUACCAGCAAAUAUGGGCCUUCCUGAUGAAGAUGUUUAAUGAAACAUUCCUGAGUCUUCAAAAAGUGGAUCUGAUGGGGAAGUUGCAGCCAGUUGAUGAGACAUUUAAGGAAAUUAUGAAUUCUGUAUCAACUGACCCUCAUGUGUUAAACUUUGUUAACUCCAAGAAGACAGAUGACAAAUUUCAUGGCAAUAGUCUUUGCCAGAUUCUAAUUGAUGGCCUGUCUACAAUGGAAGCUAUUUCCAACCAGGUAAUGGAUCUUCUGGAUUCCCUGUGUGAACAGUUUCCAAGACUCUGGUUCUUGAGCAGCAGGGAAGUGAUAGAACUUCUUUCCUUUCAUCCAACACCUUUCACACUACAACCCUUUGUACGGAAAUGCUUUAAAGGUAUUCACCGGCUUGAACUGGAUGGUGAAAUACCAUCUGAUGCAAGAGAUGUAAAGAGAAUUGAGGCUACAUCUGAAGACCACAGACAGAUGAAGGUACUGGGUUUUUUCGGGAGCUUCAAUGAACACAUUACCUUUCUGUCUCCUUUAGAACCAAAUGUCAGUGCCUUGGGUUGGCUUUGUGUCCUUGAGAAACAAUUGAAGUUGACUAUGGUGCAUCUUAUGAAACAAUGUGCUGCUGUGCGAAACCAGCUUGAACCAUUCAGUCAAGAUCUGGUACAUGAUAAAGAGGUUGGAGACAUCCUGCACCACAUUGCUUGUAGAAGUGAAAAUGCACAAGCUGUGCUGGAUCUGCUGUCUGAAUAUCCUCUCCAGUGUCUGCUGGUGGCUGAGGAGGCAUUGUGGUGCAAUGUCAUUCAACAAGCUUUUGAAGAAUCAAGCCCAGUGAAGUCAAGCAACCUAAAGGCAUACAACUCUGCAAAACUGAAAAACCUUGGCUGUUUCAUAAGGGAUGGAGUCACAGGGACCAGAAGUGAAUCUCUGGUUUCAAAGUACAUGAUGAUGUGUCUGCGUGCUUUAGUGCAACUUACAAUGAAUCAUGCACAGCAGCUAUCUCAACUCAUGGAGGCUCAAUGUGUGUUGGAGUCGUCUUUUGAGUGGCUUCGUUUGAUGAAGUAUCAUAUAAUCUCAGAGGAUCAGAGUCUGAAGGGCAGUGAUAAUCCAACCUGUUAUGUGGAUGUUUUGGCCCAUCACCUCCAAUAUGGGUAUGAGUAUUUUGGUCCAGAAGAUUGGAUGGUGCAUACUCCUUCCACAGAUCGGGCAAUACUGGGGAUUCUCCUUGCUCUUACAAGCUACAGAUGUGGGUUUGUGAAUGGACCUUGCAUGUCAGGAAAGAAAAAGACUGCCGUCCAGUUAGGAAGAGCACUGGGGCAACAGGUCGUCAUUGUGCAGUGUUGUCCAAGCAUGAGGUUCAGUGUUGUUCAAAAGAUGCUGUUUGGUGCUCUGCAGACUGGAGCUUUGCUUCUGCUUGAUUCUGUGGACUUGCUAACACAAGGAGUCCUUUCAUCACUAGGACAGCAUCUAGUAGACAUUCACCAGGCCUUGUCUAAGUUAACACAAAAUAAUAAUCAAAAGGUGAAAGGCAAGACAAAGGACAGGACUUUGGAUGGGGUCACAGGUUGCACAAACAUUGAUGAUCCAGAAUGCCAUCUGGUACUUGGAGGGAAAAGCAUUUCUGCUAAUCUCAACUAUGGAUGUGUUUUCAUCCCAUCAAAGGGUUAUACAGAGGUUCCAGAUAGUCUGCGGUCUGCAACAAGGCCUGUUGGAUUAGCUAAUCUGGAUUACAGGAUCAUUGCGGAAGUAAUGCUUACUUCCAUUGGUUUCUCAGAGGCCAUGUCUUUAAGUCAACGUCUGGUGUCCCUCAUCAACCUGGCCAAGGAUUCCCUCUGUCUGCCUGAGUUUGUCACUAAUGACCAAAGCUGCCUUCUUAUUAUCUUGCAAAAGAUCAUCUCUGCCUCUGAAAUUCACUUAAAGCAAAGUGUAAGGCAACAAAAGAUUUCUGCUGAGGCUAAAGGUUUGGCUGCAGAACAACCUGACUCGGCGUCUUCACCAAAUGAGUCUGCCAGAGUUACUGAGAAGGAUAGAAAAGAAAAUGAAAAACUUUUCAGAUUGCACAGUUCUCAUUUGUCAAUUAUACAGGGAAUAGUGGAGGAGACAGCCAUUGUUAAAGCAAUUCUUUCUGUAUUAUUACCUCUUUUUUAUGAGCACAAGAACGCCUCACAGUUCUACAUGAUUUUCAAGGACGCAUUCCCUAUAGUAUGCCAGCUUCCUCUUCCUCAACAGUAUAUUGAGGAAGAAGAAAAGAACCAACUUAAAGAUGCAGUCACAGAAGAAUUACAAAGGAGAGGGUUUCACUCUAACACUGAAAUACUUUUGGGUGCUCUUACACUUUACCAGACACUGAAAUCUUCUCAGGCAGUUCUGCUUAUUGGCCCCUCAGGCAGUGGAAAGACAACCUGUUACUGUGCUUUAGCUGGGGCACUCAGUAGUCUGGCUGCCAAGUCUGUGGAAUAUGUAUUUGAAAAUGGCAAUAUGAAUAAUGCAGAUGCCCCACAGGCAGAUCCACAGAUUUCUGCUUCAAACUGGAGCUCUGUUCACACUGUGGUCAUAUUUCCUAAUGCCAUGUCCCAUGAAGAGGUAUUUGGGUGCUUCCGUGAAAAGACAGGAUGGCAAGAUGGAGCUGUUACAAGGGUGCUGAGAGAUUCAGAACGAUAUGAACGCACAAGUUCUAAACUCUGCUACAAUAAUAAGAAAAGUGGUCAGACCACAAUAGUAAAAUGGCUAGUAAUGGAUGGGGAGCCUGUGGGGCAGCCGGGCUGGUUAGAUUACUUAAUCACACUGUGCGAUCCUGAGGACCCAUUUCUGUUCCUGUCAACUGGUGAAACACUUGUGCCAUCACACUUGCACCUUAAGCUACUUAUGGAGGUCACAGACCUAAGCAAUGCCAGCCCCUCUGCAGUGACCCGCUGUAGCCUUGUUCAUUUCACAGGAACUGAUUUGUGGAAGGCUGUUUGGAAGAGUGAAAUGGAUGCUCUCUAUUGUGAGCAUAGACUAGAUCACGGGACCUUCGAAAUGUGGAAUCGAAUGGCUGAAGAUCUUUUCUCCAGCACCCUUAGUUUGCUUGGACAGAAGGGUUUAACCUCUGCAGUCCAUUGUAAAGGAGAUGAUUGUAAAAGCCCCAUGAAUGGGAUGCAAGAAAUCCUGUCAUUUCUUCGAAUACUGCGUGCCCUCCUUCAGCAUUUUGGAAAGGAAGUAGGAAAAGCUGAGGGAAUACCACAAAUACACAACCAAGAUAUACCUUUGCAUGGAACUGACACAGCAGGCACAGAUGCCCAAAGUAAACAAGAGCUAUUUGCCAGAAAUCUUUUUCUGAUGGCUUAUAUCUGGGGAUUUGGUGGACAUCUGCAUCCUUGCCAUUGGCCACAGUUCAACUUGCUGGUCCGCGAAGCGCUGUUUACUUGCCGGUACAAAAUUGUGGUUCCUGAUAAAGAGAGUGUGUUUGAACACUUUUUUAGCAUCGACAGUAAGAUGUUCCCCAAGAACACAUUGUUGACAAAUGAUGUCACUCCCAAGUAUGGGAGACACGCCUUUCUCCUGAACCUCAUGUUGGAGGCAAACCAGCCAGUGAUGCUUGUAGGAGAGCCUGGUUCUGGAAAAACCAGCCUGUGCCAAGCUUUGCUGAGUUUUGACAAGUGGAGAGAGAGGCACAUUAGCCUAGCAGCUAGUCCACUCCUAAGUUCCAAAGAUCUGUGUGCUGUACUAAAUAACAUCAGCUGCCAGAGGUACUGUAAAGAUACUGUGGGUGCUCCAGCCAAACAACAGAGACUGCUCCUGUUUGUGGAUGAUUUGCACGAAGCCCCCUGUGAUGUCUUUGGGAAGGCGUCUACGGCUCUAGAGUUGCUACGACAGAGUAUUUCAAAGGGAGAGAUUCUAACAUUUAAUACCUACUGCCUCAAGUUAUUGAGUUCUGGAACCAUCGGCUACUUGGCUACCUAUUGUCUUUCUGGAUUAGGCAGUCAUGACAGUAAUGUGAUAUCCUCCCGCCUCUCACGCCUGUUCUCCAUCUUUGUGCUCCCUAGCCUAUCUGUGGAUGUGGUGUUGUCUAUUCAUUCUCCUAGGCUACAAAUCUGGCUCAAAGAAAUGCCAUUUAAGCAGAGUGCUGAAGAUAUGGCAUGUUGUAUUGUCACUGCAACCAAAAAUCUGUAUCAUGCAGUGUGUGAACAAUUCCAGCCUACCAUGCAGAGGCCCCAUUAUAUGUUCUCCCACUGUGACCUACAGAAGGUCUUUCAGGGGAUGUACCUGUGGCAGCCUAACAUGCCAAACACAGGGGCAAUGCAGGAAAAUGACUAUGCACUUCCAGGGUAUCCUCCAGCUCUGCCAGUGCCUGCAGCAUUGGUUCUUUACAUAGUACAUCUUUGGAUGCAUGAAUGCAUGCGUACUUUCAGUGACAGAUUAUGCUCAGAGGGUGAAAGCAAAACUCUUGUGUCACUCAUAGCCAAUGCAGCAACAACAUACUAUGGAACUAAAUUGGUUAAUGAGCCUCACUCUGACAGUGCAGACGCUACACCUGCUGUCACAAGCCUUGCUAUUCAAACACUUCCCAUGGAUGCGGCAGGAACCUCUAAGCAAAUUGGUCAGAGUCCAGAUACAAAAAGUCUUUCACAAGAGCCAAAACCAUUUGGCCAGUCAGACCAGAGCCAAGAAUAUACAUUGACUGAACCUUCCUCUCUGUUGGAAAAUAGUCGAUCAGAAGAGGCAAGCCUAAAAACGCUCACACUGCAGCACCAGGCACUUCAGCAUAUGGAGGACAUAAUGGUCCGACUUGUAUUUGGUCCUGAACUUUUGAAUUCGGUGGAUCAUCAGGGCAUUUUCAAAUUUAGCUCUUACUACAAGGAGCAAGACUUUGAUACACUGCUUCAAAAACUCUCUGCUCUCAUGGACAGAACAGAAGAUGAUGCAAGACAUGAAGUUAAUAAUUACUACAACAUUACAUCAAGAUACAUUGUACACAGACAGAGAAUGAGGCAGCUGUUACAUAUCCUCAGGGCUUUGCUCAUACCUGGAGGUCAUGGAGUACUGAUUGGUGCAGCCAAAGGCACAGGUCGUAAGGCCACUGUGCGUUUAGCUGCCUACCUAACUGGCUACCACCUGAUGGAGGUACAUUCUAGUAAUGAGAACAAGUUGCAUGAAAUCCUAAAAGAGGCUGGGAAUCGAACUAGAACAGAUGGAGGUAAUGUUAUCAUACUGGUCCAUCAAGAUAUUAAUCAGUCUGUUAGAGAUGAACUAUUGGUGGCAAUGGCUCACAGAACCUACCCAGCUGUCUACACAGAGGAGGAGCUGAAGAACCUUAUGUCUAGGGUUACUGCUGUGAAAACCUCAAGAAGAUGCCUUGUGGACAGUUUCAGAUUUAAGAAGUUCUUGAGCCACAUCCAUAGAAAUGUCCAUGUGUUCCUGUUGAUGUCCAUGUCAGACACCAGUGAGAUACCUACAAACAAUGGAUCCCAUAGUUGUAAUGAACAAAUGAUGAAGGCCCUAAACUACAGUUGCUGUGUUGAGGUGUACCAGCCAUGGUCCAGCCAGUCUUUAGAGGAAGUUGCUCUCAAAUGCCUCAAAAGCAGUCCAUACAAAAAGGAGAGAGAAGGCUUAGAAGCCAGUCUGUCUGUGGCUAUGGCAGGUAUCCAUCAAUCUGCAUGUCAGUAUGCUUCUAUCCUUCUAAGAGCCCAGCCUUUCAGCCCUCAGACUUAUAUGGAGUUCAUUGCCCACUUUGGUUACAUCUACAACGACCUCCGCAAACAAUGGCAGGGCCAAGCCUACAGAGUUACCUCUGUUCUGGACCAGUUAGAUGUCAUGAAUGCCACAGCUGUGCAGCACAUAAAAAGACUGCAGGAGAAGUUUGCCGAAACACAACAGCGUGAGAAAGAGCUCCUCAGAGCUGUAGAUGACCAGAAAAGCCUGCUUGAGGAAAUCCAGGAGGAAUGUGUUGUAAAGGAGAACAAGCUGUAUCACCUGGAAGGGCACAUCAGUCAGGCUCAGAAACUGGUGAGAUCUAUGUUCUUGGCAGGCCUCAAGGUCCUUGAGUGUCUGAAUCCAUCUGACCUGGAGGAGGUGCGCCACUACAGAGAUCCACCUGAUGGAGUGGUAAAAAUCAUGGAUGCUAUUUGUUUGAUGUUUAAUAGUCCAACAGGCUGGGAGAACGCUAAAAAGUUUCUUGGACAGCCCAACUUUGUCCAGGAGCUCAAAUUUUUUGACCGCUACACUCUGACAAGCAAACAGCUGCAGAAGCUCGCCCAGAUAGUUAACAGUCCUCAGUUUGUGCCAGAGUCUGUGCGAGAAGUGAGCAAGGCCUGUGAGUCCUUGUGUCGAUGGGUCCAGGCUACAUAUGAAUGCUGCAGGAUUCACCACCAGCUCGUGGUCGAGCAGAAAUUGGUGGUGCUGGCUGAAGAGGUGCGAGAUCAGCUACACCUGGCCAAGCAGCGCAAGGAGGAUGCAUGCCAUCAUCUAGAGGACAUUAAACUUCAGCUGCAGUUUGUACAGAAGGACCUAGAGGAGCAAAAUUUGGAGCUGCACAAAUUUGGGAUCAUGGAAGGAAACGCUACUACAGGUGAUGUCCAGUUGGAGACACUUGCCAGAGACUGGAAGGCUGCUGGUCAGGAGGCAGAGCUAUUUAACCAAAACUUACCAGGAGAUUCACUUCUCCUGGCUGCAGUCAUGGCUUAUUUAGGCCCCUUUGCACCUGAUAUACGCAGAGAACUACUGAGCAAGUGGAGAGAGUUAUGUCAGACAGGAAGCAUCAACAUAAACCCUAAGGACCCUAGAACCUCUCUGUUUACACACUCAGGCCCUGCACCUCCUUACCACCCUCUUGGUGUUCCUAUCUCUGUGUCUGAGAGGCUGCAGCAGUGGCCUCUACUGGCAGACACCCAUCAACAUCUUGAGAUAAGCUCUCAGAGCUGGCUCAUCACAGGAGAAAAAGUUUUCAAGCUUGAAGCGGAGUUUGGGAUGGUGAUUUGUGCCAGUGAUCCAGAGCUGCUGGAUAAGCUGGACCAGGCUGCUGAGAAAGGUUUGAGAGUCCUGGUAACUCAAGUGGAGCAUGCAAUCCCCAGUCCACAGUUCCUCGCCAGAUUGGCUCGCCCUGCUGGCUAUUGCCUACCGGGGUUAAAGCAGCAUGUACAGUCAACCCACCCUGAGUUUAGCCUCUUCCUCAGCACCCACCUGCCUGUCCAUCUGCUUCACAGUGAGAUCCAUCUGUCCAUCUUGGCCCAGGUUCAGAUUGUUGACCUCUCUCUGAGCUCAGAUGAGAUCCAGGAGCUGAUGCUGACAAAGCUGUUGCAGUCUGAGUGUAAAGAGCUGCUGAUUAAACACUUGCAGUGCCAAAAUGACAGGCAGCUCUUGCAGGAAAAACUGGUCACAGAGGAGGAUGCCCUGAUGGAUUACAUUCUGCAGUCUAAUCCCUCACUGCUGCAUGACUCCGAUUUUUUCCCUCAUGUUGCUGCUUCUCAAGAAGCAAUGAAGAAACUGCAGGCUGAGAUCCAGCAGCUGAGUGAGGAGCUGGAGUACCAUGAAGCUCUAGUAGCCGCUCCUCGCCAAUUAGUCAGGCUGGCUGCUGCCCUCUACCAGGCUCUGCAAGAAGUGUCCCGUCUUUCCCCUGCCUACUACUUUUCCCUAAGUGGCUUUAUCAGAGUUAUGCAAGAGGCCAUCAUUGUGAAGAGUGGGCUAUUUGUCUCACAUACCACUAAGAAAGUGCUAGGGGGUAUGGUAUCAGAGAUCACAAACAGGAUGGUAGCCCAGCUUCUGGCCCAUUACAGGCCCUGCCUCUUCAAGAGCCAUGUUGCUGUCCUGAAACUGCUGGUGUCUCUUGCCCUGCUCCAACACAGCAAUCUUUGUUCUGAGGGUGAGAGGGUGGCUUUCCUCAGGGGCCUUCAAGACACAGAGCAUCCUAUAGCUAAAGUUAAAGUCUGUCCCCUUUCUCACACUGCCUCGCAGUCCACCAAUUCUCUGCCCAGCUGGAUACCUCCUCAUACCCAUCCAGAGCUCCUCCUCUUGCAGGAGAUCCCUCCCUUCAGAGGGUUGAUUGCCUCUCUCUCCACUUCCCCAAUACAGUGGCAGGAGUACCUACACAAACCUUCCUCUACUGUGGUAGGAGCUGUUCCCUGUCGCUCUCAUGCCCAUCUGUCCCUGCUACAGCGAGCUCUACUGUGGAAGACCAUACUCCCAAACUGCCUGGAGGGACUAGCUGAGACCAUAGCCACAUGCCACCUUUGCCUGCCCAGACAGAAUGCGGGGUCUGACAUCCCUCACACUGGGAACCCCGAAGCCCUCUCUCAGUACCUUGUCAAACAUGAGGGACCCAUCAUUCUUGCGCUGCGAAGUCCAAGUGGAGAAAGAUGGACAAGCAUUCAGCCUCUUCACUUAAUCAACACAUUGGCCCACUGUGUAGCAAAGACAAAGAAGGUUCAGGUGAAAGUCAUUUCUUUUGGGGCUCUGUGUGACAGAGAUGUUAUUCUCUCAUCACUGGACAAAGCAGUUAGUGAUGGUCACUGGUUGGUUUUUAAUAACUGUCACCUUUUGGAUCAAUGGGAUAAUAAAGUUGUGGCUCACCUCAGUCACUUGAUCUCCCCUUUAAAAGAUGAGCGACAUCCGGUUCACCCAUGCUUCCGACUGUGGUUUAUAACUCAAGAAUAUGAGUCAUGCUCCAUUCCAGUGGCAUUGCGAAUGUGUGCCCUACCUUUGGCCUGUGACUCUCCCUUGGAUCUUAAGGAGGAGCUGAGCUGCUCCUUGCAACAGGUCAUUUCCAUCAUGCAGUCACAGUCAGAUGUCACAGCAGACAACAUGGAGCUCCUCCUCUGCUGUGCCAUCUUCCACUCUGUCUUGUUACAGAGACAGACCUAUAAAUACUUAGGCCAGGGAAGAAUCUACAACUGGAGUCAGGAAGACCUGCUGGCUUUGGUGGAUGCACUCAGUUGGGUUGCCAGUCUCUGCCAUGGCAAGACUGAGGUUUUGCAGUAUAUAGCAGUCAAUCUAGUGCACGGUGGCCAUGUACUUGACUCUGCAGAUUUGGAAGCAGUGGAGAGUGUUGCCAAGUCCUGCCUCAGCAGAGUGUCACCUCUCUGGGACAGUGGACCACACAUCCUCUCAGAGGUUAUCAGCAAUCCUGGCCACUUUGAUUUGUCAGGGCUACUGCAGAGUUUGUGGCAGUGUCUUCAGGAUUCAGAAAACAUCAACGACACCCUCGUGCUGGGCUUUAGUGCUGAUGUGGCAGCUGAGAUGAUCAAGGUCAAUAGUCACAAUUUGAACGUACUACUGCAGGCCUCCCAGACUCCUCUAGGAGGAAUGAGGAGUUUCUACACCCAGCUAAACCAGCCCGCCACAGUGCCGACCUAUAGCCACGCUAGAGACAGACUGCAGGCUCUGAAGAGUUACCUCAAAAGCAAGAAUGACAGCAGCAUUAGAAAUGCAGGACCUGUUCCUCACAGUCCCAUUCGUGACUUCCUCCAGGCUGAGUGGGAUGAUCUUAUUGAUUUGGUGUCCUUGCUCCUCUCACAGCUCCAAAAGCCCAUUCAACACAACUUGCUGACUUUUGCUUCUCUCCUCAAACUCACUAACUUGUCUCACUUGGAAAAGAGGGCAGAGUUGCUUUGUGCCUAUCUCUGGCACCACGGCAUUUCAGAUCCACCUGGUACCUACCGACUGUCUGCUUUCAAAAAUGCCAGAGGCUUUCUGGUGGCAGUGAUCAGAGAGGCUGCUCAAGUAAAUCGCAGAUAUAUCAGUGAUAUACAACUGCAUUUUCAGGUUCUGAGCGAUAACACAUACCCAGCCACACUUCCCCUGGACACUGUGUAUUUAUGUGGCCUGGAACUGAGAGGGGCAUCAUGGGAUACACAGCUAGGAGCCCUACAGGACACAGCUUUUCCCCAACCAUGCUCAAUGCCUCUUGUUUGUGUCAAGGCUCAAGUCAGGAACACAAAUAGUGUCCAAGAUUCCUUCGCUUCUACAAGUUCAUAUUUAAUGGACACAAGCAAUGUUCAAGUCUCAGAUGCUUCUGCAGUGGCUGCCCCUCAGUUACCAGUCUAUCACUGCCCACUCUAUCAAGAUGAAGAGAGAGUGACAGGAGACUGGGGGCUGGCUGAUGUUAAUAUGAUCACUAAGGUCCCCCUUCAUACCAGGUUGAGUCCUGUGUUGUGUAGUUUAAGAAGGGUGAGGUUAGUGAGUAUGCUCUGAAUAGCUCAUCUGACCAGCUUGGUUUUAUCUGCUGUGGUGCACCAGACUGAUGCCAUAAUACAGUGAUGCAGUUAUGAUGCUUUCUGCCUUCUACAUAAUCAACCCUGUAUUAAUAGAAAGCCAAUACUAUGAAAGCACAUGUACGAUCUUGUCAUUAAGCCAACUGCAGUUACUGUAUAAUGUCUGUUUACAUGUUAUGUUUUGUACUGCUUUGAAUUUCGUUUUUCAUUAAAGCACAUUGUCUUAUUGGUGAUUUAUAGUAACUUGUAUGCUGUGUAUACAGCUGAGAUG